GCGCGGGCGGGCGGAGGCGGCCGCUGCGGGUGUUGUUAUUCUCGUCAGCGGCGCUGCUUCCUUUUCCCGCCAGGGGGUCGAGGGGCGGCAGGCGCUGCCCCCGGCCAUGGUCCCUCGCCCGUCGCCUCUGAGGCAGCAGGGAGCAGAGCGGCCGCCAUUGCCGGAGGGGGCUGCGAGGCGGCGGCGGGAGGAUGGACGCUGACGAGGUGACCAUCCGCGAGCAGAACUUCCACAGCCAAGUGCGGGAGUACACGAUCUGUUUUCUUCUGUUUGCUAUCCUGUAUAUUGUUUCCUACUUCAUUAUCAGAAGAUACAAGAGGAAAGCAGAUGAGCAAGAAGAUGAGGAUGCUAUUGUCAACAGAAUUUCGCUGUUCUUGAGUACCUUUACUCUUGCCGUUUCAGCUGGUGCCGUCCUCCUUCUUCCUUUCUCAAUAAUCAGUAACGAGAUCCUGCUUUCUUUUCCGCAGAGCUACUAUAUUCAGUGGUUAAAUGGCUCCCUGAUUCAUGGCUUAUGGAAUCUUGCUUCCCUCUUUUCCAAUCUUUGCUUGUUUGUGUUGAUGCCCUUUGCUUUCUUCUUUCUGGAGUCCGAAGGCUUUGCUGGCUUGAAAAAGGGGAUCAAAGCGCGCAUUCUGGAGACUCUUGUUAUGCUCCUUCUUCUUGCACUGCUUAUCCUUGGAAUUGUGUGGGUGGCUUCAGCUCUCAUAGACAAUGAUGCGGCGAGUAUGGAGUCUUUGUAUGAUCUUUGGGAAUUCUACCUCCCUUAUUUAUAUUCCUGUAUAUCACUGAUGGGAUGUUUAUUACUUCUAAUAUGCACACCAGUGGGACUUUCACGAAUGUUUACAGUGAUGGGUCAGUUGCUUGUAAAACCAACGAUCCUUGAAGACCUGGAUGAACAGAUAUACAUAAUUACCUUAGAAGAAGAAGCCAUCCUGAGGAGGCUAAAUGGUGUAUCUUCUCCCAUGGAGUAUAAUACAAAGCAGCUGGAACAGGAACUUAACAAUGUGAAGAGCAUGAAGAUAAAAUUGGAACGGCGGAAAAAGGCUUCUGCCUGGGAGAGGAAUCUUGUGUAUCCAGCCGUAAUGAUACUCCUGCUAAUUGAAACGGCCAUUUCAGUCCUUUUAGUUGCUUGCAAUAUUCUUUGCCUGUUGGUUGAUGAAACUGCAAUGCCAAAGGGAUCAAGGGGGCCUGGCAUAGGAAAUGCCUCUCUGUCCACAUUUGGUUUUGUGGGAGCAGCUCUUGAAAUCAUUUUGAUUUUCUAUCUUAUGGUCUCCUCUGUCGUCGGCUUCUAUAGCCUGCGUAUUUUUGGAGAUUUCACUCCCAGAAAGGAUGACACAACCAUGACAAAGAUAAUUGGAAACUGUGUUUCCAUCUUAGUCCUCAGUUCAGCGUUGCCAGUUAUGUCAAGAACCCUGGGCAUUACCAGAUUUGAUCUCCUUGGAGACUUUGGAAGGUUUAACUGGUUAGGAAACUUCUACAUUGUGUUAUCCUACAAUCUGCUCUUUGCUAUUAUGACAACCCUGUGUCUCGUCAGAAAGUUCACUUCUGCAGUUAGAGAAGAACUCUUCAAAGCAUUGGGUUUAGACAAACUUCACCUCUCACACAACACAAGAGACUCUGAGGCAGCAAAGCCCUCUGCAAAUGGGCAUCAGAAAACACUGUGAAAAACAGUUGGUGGAGCUGAACCUUUUCAUCUUCAUGACAUUCCUGUCGUUUCAUCACACGUUUUUUGGUUGCUUUUGUUUGUAUAUUGGGUCCAAGUUGAUAAAAAUGCAACCAAGAGAGCUGGAUGCAUCAGACUGCAUUUGUGUCUUACUCAGAUGGGUCUGUUUUAAUUUCUCAGUCAGCUGGUACAGAGAUGUCUAGAAAUUGUAAAGAAAACUUCAUUCCUCUUUGAACCGAUCUCUGUUGUCUUGUCAGCAGACCAGGCAAGGAAUCUUCUGUGCAUAAAUAUGUGGCUGAAGAGUGAGGUGAGAUCUGUUGGAGCGUCUAAGAUGAGCCGUGUUGAUUGUCAGUGGCAAACCUUCUAUCAGUUGCUGCUUUCCCAUUAAUCAUGAAAACUGACAGCUGGAGGAGUGCAGAAAGUUCCAGGAUUGAUGCAUUAACCUGAUUGGUUUGCACCAUCACGUCUAAGAUACCAGCGGUUCUUAGUCAUAAAUGAUAAGCUGCCCUGGAGUUAUCCCUAAGCAGGACUUCUUUCACAGCUAGUGAGACACAAUAAUCUCACACCACAAUGCUAAAUCUGAGCCUAGUAAACAAAGUAAUUUGGUAGACCUGUGAUCAUUAUGGAAAAGGGAGAUGUUAGCAACAUGGCAGCCGUGCACACAACAGUAUGCAUAGAACACGCAGUGGGUUUUCUCUGUGAUAUGUUGCUCCCAGGCAUAGACAAUGAGGAGGUGGCAGUUGCAUAGAGAUUUUAUGUUGACAGACUCACAGGUAGGAAACCACACUCCUUCCACCCAGGUAAGCACAGUGCAUUCUAGCUCAGUGGAACAAGCCACUUUUUCCAUUAAGUCCCAGACUACAUGUAUACCUGCAUACUUUAUGAAACCUGGAAUAAUCCAACAAGCAGAUCACGUACUUCAUUUUUUUGUGCGUGUGAGAAAAUUUAAUUCCCAUUUAGGGGCUUAGUUUAAGGUCACACUAAAAGACUGUGCAGUUUGAUGGUGUCUCAUGCUAGUUUACAAAUUUGUGUGCAUGCAAGAAGCUGAAGGAAGUUAAAAGUGAACUUGUUGGCUAACAUUCUGUGAAUGAAGAUGAGUCAAUUGUACAGGCUAGUGUAACUAUUCAGUUUGCGUCUUUGCUGAAAGAUAGUCACUGUUGGAUGGUGAAGGGACUCUAGUUCCAUAGAUUAGGACAUUGUUUCACUUAGAUUAAUUGAAACUUGCAACAUUUAAUGUUUCACCUCAUUUGAAAAUGUCAAUAUUAUGUUAAACUCAGCAAAUCCCGGGCCACUGAUUCACAUUGGGUCAUGGUGUGUGGUGCAGUAUUCAGAUUAGUCUAAUAGAGUAUCUAGCUCUUUAAAAAAAUUUAAAAGUUGCUAGUUUUGUUAACAGUUUCUCCACUACUCAGCUUCGUUACAGAGUUCUCGGACAUCAGAAAUGUCAUACAUUCCACAGACAUUUUAUUGCAAAUCUUGCAUUAUAAGUUUUGGAAGAUAUUGUUUGGACUAAAUAUGUAUCAGUGAUUUUACUGACAUCACUAAUGGAAGUGGUAAAUACAGCACAUGCAGAAGUACCUUUAUGAAAUGGGACCUAGCACCUGGGAUCAGUUGUGACUGGCUAUUUGCCAUGGUGGAAGCAUGUACAAUAUACAAGCUACAAUAUAACCUGUCCAUUCCUUGUGCUGAAACAUUGAAGAGUAGUAAUCAGGCUUGGGUAUCACUUGCCAUGAUUAAUCUUUUCAUUUUAAAAUGUUGCAGUGUUCCUUGCUGUGGGACAUGGAUGCAUUUCAGUGACAUCUAUGCUUAACAUGACAUUAUGACACGUGCUGGUAGGCAUAUCAUAGUAGGUUAAUAAGUAACAUGACUACAGAAAAUAAGUGAAUUCUGCUGAGUAUACAGAUGCCCACACACACCUUUGGUUGGCAAAUGGACUCAACCAUCAACCAGCUUACCCCCAUAACUGCUGCUGUUACUACAUGCUUGGAUUCAACCUUCACUGAGGUUUGAGGGAAUUUGCAAUUCUAUUAUUACCCUGCUUUGGAUAAGAUUCACAGAAUGUAUGAUUGUGAAUUUAAUGGUUUCGUCUUAGGAACUUGUUUACUUUUGAAUUCAGCUAUGCGAGGACUGCAAAGACCACUAAGGCUAUUACUAGAUUGGUUUUGAAAAUCUAAUUGCAGCUGGAGUGUGGAAGAGACUUCUGUCAGCUAUAAUAUCAUAAAUGUACUGAAUGUUUUUCUCUAUGGGGAAAAUAGCUCCUGGGGUGCCUCACUGUGAUUUGAGUUGGGGAAAAGGUUAACCUGCCUUACCCGUUGCCACAAUCUCAUCUGUAUCUUUCCCAUCCCCACCUACUAAUGUUUUUAAAAACUAUGGAAGAUCUGAUUCCAGAUCUCCUGUCAAUACUUCUAGUAUGGCUCAGAAGGGGAAGUAUGGUUGAAACAUCCACAUUUUUCAUGUGCAGCAAGUUGGUUUUGAAAAGAUUUGUAAUUACACAUAAUAAAUGCAGUUGGAGAGUAUGGGGAGAAAUAGUCUGAGUAAGUCCACUGGAAACUACUCCAGAAUACAUUCGCAGUCAUUUAAAUAGGGUAUGUUAGAGGGGAAGCAAUUCCUUGGGAACUUUGCCUUCAAAGCACCCUGAAAUUGGUUAGCAUUCAUAGAACGUGAUGUAGUCAAAAAGGUUUCCUAAAGUGCUUUUUAUAGUGAAGGUUCUGUCAUAACUGUAAUUUCUGGAGUCAGGUAUGCUGUUCGCCCUAUGUAUUGUCCACAGAUAUCUGCCCCCUCUCACCAGGAAAUUUCCUUUGUCUCAACUAGAGACAUGGGAAGAUACAUUCUGAAUCUCUCUAGUGUGUGUUGGAAAAUUUAAGGCAAACUCUAGGUAUUCUGUCCACCCCCCGCUCCUAGGUAUACAUAAAAUCAUGAUGGAAUGGAUACUCAAACAUACACAUUUUAAAAGGCUUAAAUGCAAUUAAGCAGACGCAGUAAUUCACUGAUAGAUAUUGGCAAUGCAUUUCUAGUGGUUUGACUCAUAUUAGAGUCAAGUGUUCUGUACCUUUUUAAGGUAUAAAAAGCUUUUCAGACAACCAUCUGCCUCAUUUAUUAUGAGGCCAAAGCACAAAUAUGCUUUUAUUUUACGAACUAAGUAUAUAUCAAAUCAGACCAAAACAGUGUAUGUGAAUUGUGAGCCGCUGUUUGGCUUUCUCCUCUGUUGGUAGCACGGUGUGUUAAUGAACAGAGACAGAACUGUUGGCAAAGUUUGAGCACAUCCUUAUUGAGCUUUUUAAGAUAAGCUCAAGUUGACAUAGGUUACUUUAGGAGUAGCCAUGGUUUUGGAUUCAUGAAACACUUUGUUUACAGAUUGUAAUGUGAUGUUUAUCUUUCUCCACUUUCUCCCGUAUCUUUUACAAAGAUGGCUGUUUUACAGUGUCAAUUAAAGGAUUUAACAAGA
Eublepharis macularius is the source of this 5102-nucleotide messenger RNA. RefSeq names its product limb development membrane protein 1 (gene LMBR1). The transcript has 17 exons. NCBI's taxonomy places the organism in Eukaryota, Metazoa, Chordata, Lepidosauria, Squamata, Eublepharidae. The record is from RefSeq and is a predicted model, not a curated record. Gene Ontology annotation, biological process: signal transduction. Gene Ontology annotation, molecular function: transmembrane signaling receptor activity. Bases 192 to 1661 code for a protein of 489 amino acids.